AGAAAAAGAAAAAAAUUUCUAUUUGGCUUGAUUUGUCGUUUUUAUUUUGUUUUUGUGAACAACUUUUUCUGGGUUUAUUGAUGAGGAAAGCUUUCAUACGCGUUUGAACAGACUAAUAAAUCAACCCUUUUCUUAUCUCACAAUUAUUUUAUUGAAAAGCUUUCUUAUUUACAGGAAACUGUUCUUGUUCAGCUUUUUUGUUUGUUUUUAAUUUCUGUUAAAAUUUCUGUUGACGUUCUUUCCUUGUCAAUAAGAAGGGAUAAGAAAUUUAGAGACAUGGGAAAGCAUGGACCUUGCUAUCACUGUGGUGUUACAAGCACUCCCCUGUGGCGUAAUGGGCCUCCUGACAAGCCAGUACUCUGCAAUGCGUGUGGUUCGAGGUGGAGAACAAAAGGAACUUUAGUAAAUUAUACACCUCUGCACUCGAGAGCUGAAGGCGACGAGAUCGAGGACCGCAGGUUUUCUAAGGUGAGAGCCUUAGCAGUUAAGAACAAAGAGGCAAAGGCUCUCAAGCGCAAGUAUGAAAGUGAUGCUCCUCUCGAUUAUAAUAAUAACCAAGGAUUUCGUAGAGUGUUUGAUGAAGAUACUAGCAAUCGGUCGAGCUCUGGCUCUGCUAUUUCGAACUCCGAGAGCUGUGCGCAAUAUGGCAGUGUUGAUGCAAGUGAUUUAACUGGCUUAUCCCAACCUGUCGUAUGGGAUUCGACAGUGCCCUCGAGAAAAAGGACAUGCGUGACUCGUCCAAAGCAGCCAUCUCAAGUAGAGAAGCUUACUAAGGAUUUGUAUACAAUAUGGUACGAGCAGCAAUCUUCAUGUCUGUCUGUAACCUCAGAGGACGAUUUGCUUCUCGACAGUGAUAAACCUAUGGUUUCGGUUGAGAUUGGCCAUGGGAGUGUGCUUAUCAGGCAUCCAAGCUCGAUUGUUCGAGAGGAGGAAUCGGAAGCUAGCUCUCUUUCUAUUGAUAAUAAGAGACGUGUUCUGAGUACGCAGCCUGUGGCUUUUCCCAGUCUUGUGGAGGACAGAUGUGUUAAUUUAUCGAGGGCUGGAAUUGAGAAAAUUCCGAAGCCUGCUUCUAAUACAGGGACGAAAAAGGAGCAAAUUAAAAGAGACAAGGAUCAACCUGAAAAAUUACUGAUUUUGGCGCAUCAUAAUUCACCUCUGGGUCACAUAGACUUGCAAGAAAUUGUAAAUUUCAACAAGUUCGUGAGUCAUUUCACAAAUGAUGAACAACAAGAAUUGCUAAAGCUUUUACCUUGUGUUGACACUUCAGAAGCUCCAAAUAGUCUUAGAAUCAUGUUUGGCAGCCCACAGUUCAAGGAGAACUUGUCCUCCUUCCAGAAACUUCUUGCAGAUGGACUCUUUGACAACACUUUAUCCAGUCUGCCGAAAGAAGAUUGUAAAGUUGUGAGGAAACUUGUGUUGUGCAAUUUGAGUAAAUCGAAAUGGGUGGAACAGUAUAAAAUCUGUAAGGAGUCGAAAGGUAAAGGUGCCUUUGAUGAACCAGAAGCCGUAAAAUCAAAUGCACUUGCUACUGAUUCUUCACUUAGUGUGACAAGGCCACGAGAUGGGGUCCACCAAAAGUUUUCAGGGCAAAAGGCGAUGAUUAAAAGUCCAAAAAGGAUAGUGAUGAGGUCGAGCUACAAUGAGGAAGUGAAAGUAGAUAAAGGUCGCUCUUUCUUGAGUCCAAAAAGCCUAUUUUGUUCAGAUUUUGGUGAUGAGAACUGUGAACAAGAUUUGCUGCUCGACGUUCCAUCUAAUGGUUUGUUCCCACAGGCUGAACUCCUCCCGAGUUCCAGUUUCGGUGCACAAGCAAGCACCACAAGUAGUACUUCAUUGUACCCAUACUUAGGCCAUCCCUGAGCGGCUUGCUUCUCAACAGUUGGGUUUUCUUGAAACCCGACUUUUUGUCUGUCUUUCCCUUUGUUUUUUUUUUUUAUACAAGUCUGGUUGGUGAAUUGGAUGUCGGUUUCGCCUCAUGCCAGGGAGUAGCAAAUUUAAAGAUGAUUGAUAAGAAAAGGGAUUGCAAUGGAUUGAUCUUC
Striga asiatica is the source of this 2036-nucleotide messenger RNA. NCBI's taxonomy places the organism in Eukaryota, Viridiplantae, Streptophyta, Magnoliopsida, Lamiales, Orobanchaceae. The record is from the annotation of a GenBank genome assembly.